GAGACUGAAGCUAGGAUCAAUUAUUUGAGAGACAAAGCGAGAUCAAAAUACGAUGGAAGAACAAAGACAGAGGAUAACGAAACAAAUGUAUCAUCCUCAUCUACAUGGGAUCAUGUCAAUUUCUUUGCUGAACUUGAAGAAGGAAAACUUGACCACCACAGACCUAAUGCAGAACAUGAAAAGGAGAAGAAAGAAGAGAAAGAAAAAUAUGAAAAACAGAUAGGAUAUCUUACAUACCUUGGACAAGAUACCAAUGAGGCCACAGGUAAAAAGAACUGGUAUGAGGAAUUACCAGAAAGAUUAAGGGAUACAGAAAAGGAUAUAGAAGUACAAGUUAAGAAAAAGGCACUUGCCGAUCCUAUUCAUGAUAUCAAAAAGUAUUUAAGCAUUAUGGGAAGUAGUACCAGUGAAAAAUCAUUAAAAAUUAAGUCAGAAACUGCAGUCAAACGAAAGAGGGAGAAUUCAGAUGACAGUGAUUCCGAUCAUAGAAAAUCUGUUAAAAGACACAAACAUAAGAAAUCAAAAAAGCAUAAGAAAGAAAAA
Molecule: messenger RNA, 543 nt
Organism: Ceratina calcarata
Lineage: Eukaryota; Metazoa; Arthropoda; Insecta; Hymenoptera; Apidae
Product: leukocyte receptor cluster member 1 homolog
Exons: 1
Source: RefSeq, a predicted model, not a curated record